Molecule: messenger RNA, 1890 nt
Organism: Engraulis encrasicolus (European anchovy)
Lineage: Eukaryota; Metazoa; Chordata; Actinopteri; Clupeiformes; Engraulidae
Gene: foxa2
Product: forkhead box A2
Exons: 2
Coding region: 305-1546 (413 amino acids)
Biological process (GO): anatomical structure morphogenesis; regulation of transcription by RNA polymerase II; cell differentiation
Molecular function (GO): DNA-binding transcription factor activity, RNA polymerase II-specific; protein domain specific binding; RNA polymerase II cis-regulatory region sequence-specific DNA binding
Source: RefSeq, a predicted model, not a curated record
AGGGGACAAGCGAAGAAGUGGGGAUUGGAGGCUCGCCCAGCACACAGAGCUAUAUCAUAGCGUUUACAGCCAGCAGCCAACGUCAUUUCAACUCCAUCAUCAGAAGUCUCUGUACGCCAGUGGGCACGGCACGGCUAGCUCACAGACACACAUGCUUCAGUCCUUGACAGGAGCGCAAGCUGACGACCCGAGUUGUAGUGGUUCCAAAUAGCAACGCCGUUCCGUGGCCGUUUUGUUUGUGCCGAGGAGCCGUUGCCUUUUCUUCUUCCUCGAAGAAUCGGUUUAAGAAUUGGGGGAAACUUCCAUGAUGCUCGGAGCAGUCAAAAUGGAAGGACACGAGCACGCAGACUGGAGCACUUACUACGCUGAGCCCGAGUGCUACACAUCGGUUGGCAACAUGAACGCGGGACUUGGGAUGAAUUCCAUGAACACUUAUAUGACCAUGUCUGGAAUGAGCACGACAGCGAACAUGACAGCAAACUCCAUGAACAUGUCCUAUGUUAACACGGGGAUGAGUCCCUCUAUGACGGGCAUGUCACCGGGCCCUGCGGCGAUGGGUGGCAUGGGGGCCGGCAUGGCUGGCAUGGGUGCCGCGCUGAGUCCCAGCAUGAGCCCCAUGGGCGGACAGCCCCCGUCUAUGAACGCCUUAACAUCCUACACCAACAUGAACGCCAUGAGCCCCAUGUAUGGACAGUCCAACAUUAACAGAUCACGGGACCCGAAGACGUACAGAAGGAGCUACACGCACGCCAAGCCACCUUACUCGUAUAUUUCUCUAAUUACCAUGGCCAUCCAACAGUCAACUAGCAAGAUGCUAACGCUGAGUGAGAUCUAUCAGUGGAUUAUGGACCUUUUCCCCUUCUACCGCCAGAACCAGCAGCGCUGGCAAAACUCAAUUCGCCACUCGCUUUCAUUUAAUGACUGUUUCGUGAAAGUUCCCAGGUCCCCGGAUAAGCCCGGGAAAGGCUCGUUUUGGACACUACAUCCAGACUCAGGAAACAUGUUCGAGAACGGCUGCUACUUGCGGAGACAAAAGCGGUUCAAGAUCGACAUGAAGAAACUCGGCAAAGAAUCCGGACGAAAGACUUCCGAGGGUGGAUCUAGCAGUUCAGAGAGUUGCAACGGUAACGAAUCUCCUCAUUCUAACUCGUCCCCCAACGAGCAUAAAAGGUCGCUGUCAGACAUGAAGUCAAGUCAGAGCUUGAGUCCAGAGCACGCGGCCUCGCCAACCUCACAGGCGCAUCACCUUCUCGCGCAACACCACUCUGUCCUGGCGCACGAGGCACACCUGAAGCCCGAGCAUCACUACUCGUUCAACCACCCGUUUUCCAUCAACAACCUUAUGUCGUCAGAGCAGCAGCAUCACAAAAUGGACCUUAAGACUUACGAGCAGGUUAUGCACUAUUCUGGCUACGGCUCUCCCAUGGCUGGAGCUCUGUCUAUGAGCUCUAUGGCGGGCAAAGCGGGUUUAGACUCUUCGGCCUUAGCCCCAGACACAUCAUACUACCAAGGUGUCUACUCCCGGCCUAUAAUGAACUCCACUUAAAAAUGAAACAAUGGUGUAAUGGACUCAUUCUUGUUAUUUGUACAUUUGUAAAAUACCCUGAUUUGUGCAUAGUGUGUCUCGGAUAUUUUGACGUUUCCUCACUGAUUUAGUUUGUGAAGUCUGAUUAGUGAUUAUUUUCAAAAAGGCUGUUUUUGGAAGAAAGUCCCGGACUUCGAUGCGGAUCAAACAGUUCGACUUCAAGGCAUUUGAAAUGAUAGGACUCUUGUUUGAGGAGACCUCUGAAAUUCAUUGUGUAAAUCCUUAUUUAUGGCUUGUAAAUGUGUAUUCUUGUAGUUGACCGCAAGAACAGAAACUAUAUUAAAGUGUUAUUUGGAUUUUUCUGA